UCAUGGACGUCUUCGCUUGAGAUUUUGGCGUUUACAUGAAUAAAUAAAAAUGAGUUUUUAAUUAAUUUAACCAAUUUCUUUUAACAUUUUGGUAUAUUAGAAAAUGGUAACGAUUGUUGACGACUUAGAUUCUUUGACUUUGCAAGAGCCGAUUUUCAAGGAUGUCAAGUAUUACCUGUCUGGCGAUGUCUCGGAAAGGGUUUUACUACUUCUGCAGUCGGGCGGCGCCGAGAGCACAAAGUAUUUCUCAGACUAUGUCACUCAUUUAAUUUGUGGUCAAAAUGCCGCGGAUACAGACCUCGACGAUGCUCAAGACAUCUACCAGAUACCAGCAGUGACUGAGAACUGGGUGUUUGCUUGUGCUAGGUUAAAGAAAUUGGCGUGUGCUAAGCCGUACGCUCCUAUCAAGAACAAGAUUUUCACGAAUGUUGUUGCUUGCGUAUCUCGAGUGAGCGUGGCCGACGCUAAAACCUUGUUCGCUCUCAUCACGUUCAACGGUGGCAAGGUGUGCUUGAAUCUGGACACUCAGUGCACUCAUCUAAUUUGUGGUUCUGCAUCAGGCAAGAAAUACAGUGCUGCUCUCACUCUGCCUGCGAACAGAAUUAAAAUUGUGACCCCAGAUUGGGUGCUAGAGAGCAUAAGAGCCAGAAUACAGGCAGUGGCUGAAGUAUUCCACCCUAAAUUACUGAUAGUUCCUCAGCCACAGAAACCAAUGGAUCGUAUCAGUGCAAUCACUGGUUUUGACUUUGAGGAAAGUAUAGCAAAGAAUGAGGUUCCUACUCAAAAUAUUGCUGAAAGCAAAGAUGACAGCACACAAGCAUUAUUAGAUAAAUUGAAACAGAGGAUGCCUUGGAAUCAUCCUCCGUCCACUGCAAAUUCGUCAGGUAUUGCCACAUCGACCGUAAGCUCUAUUGGAUAUACAACGACUUCUCUGCCCACAUCAAGUAUCAUGAGUAAGACCUUGCCUCAGGGUAUUAUAUCUCAAAAUUUACAAAUUCAAAGUACUCAAGCUCAAUUGAUGCAGAAGUUUGGACAGACUAUAGUGUCUCAACCAGGACUUAAUAUACAAGCACAACAAAUUAGUAUGCAGCAACAGCAGCAGCAACAACAGCAGCAGCAGCAACAGCAGCAGCAGCAACAUCAGCAGCAACAACAACAACAGCAGCAGCAACAACAUCAACAACAGCAGCAGCAACAACAAUACAAUCAACAGCAGCAACAACAGCCACAUGGCCUCACAGCUAUAUCAAUACAGCAACAAAAACUAUUACAACAACAUCAACUCAAAAUGCAAAUGCUGCAGCAGCAACAACAAAACAAAAUGAACAACCAGCAAAAUCAACAGUUUCAACCGAAUGUUUCUGUAUCACAAAUUAAUCAGGGUCUAAAUAAUCAGAUGCAGCAACAUAUUCAAUCUAAUCAGCAUCAUAACAUACAGCAGAAUAUACAAACAUCCAACACGUCUAUGACAUCGGCGCAGCAACAGAUUGAAAACAUAAGUCAAAUGCUCAGUCAGAGUGCUAAUAACCUUCAACAAGCACAAUUGAAUCAGCAAAAUAUCUCAAUGAAACAGAGUCUAAGUUUGAGUCAGCAAAGUGCGUCUCAAGCUGUUCAAAAUAUAGCCCAACAGUUGGCCCAAUCCACACAGAACUUGCAACAAAGUCUUCAAAAUGCUAAACUGAAUCAGAGCCUGGGACAAGGACAAGUGAUUAACCAACAGCUAAUUAACUCAGGACAACAGAUGACUAAUCAAAAUCAGAACUUAAUUCAACAGCAGACAGUUCAGUCACUGACAAAUCAACAGCAGAAUAUAAAUAUGGGUGUUGUGAAUCAGCAAGGAUUAGUGUCAUCAUCACAAGCUCAAUCAGGGCAAGGAGUCCAGCUCAACCAGUUGGUUGGUAAUUCUGGCCAAUCAGUGAUCAGUCAACAAAUUCAGUCCGUACAACAGACAAUACAAAGUCAGCAAACUUCUAAUGUCCCUGUGCAAGGUGCUUGGAGACAACAAAACAUACAGAUGGUCCAGAAUGUCCAGGGACAACACCAAAUCAUAAGGAGUCCUUUAGUCCAGACUCGUAACCCUCAAAACCAAGUUAUAUUGCAACAGCAAAUAAUGCAGACACAACAACAGCAGUUGAUCAACAAUCAGCAACCGCAGCUUAGUCCCCAGCACACUAUACAGCAGACUUCGCAGCAGAUACUUCAGCAGACUAUAGGCAGCCAAGCCCAGAGUAUUAGUCAGACACAUCACCAAAUAUUGGUUCAGAAGCAACAGCUUUUGAACAGUUCUGGGCAGCAACAAAUUGUACAGGCACCUCAGCAGGUGUUGAUAAAUCAGCACACAGGGCAACAACAGAUAUUGGUGCAUGGGAACCAGCAGGUUACUUUACAAGGUGGACAGCAAAUUGUGUCUCAGAAUCAGAUUGUGCAUCAGGGAGGACAAAUAGUCAACCAGGGUGGGCAGCAGAUAAUAACGCAAGGGACUCAGCAGGUGUUAUCUCAAGGGGGCCAACAUGUGAUCACCCAGCAGGGACAACAGCAAGUGGUUAUUGCUCAGUCGUCUCAACAGAUUGUGACACAGUCUGGUCAGCAAAUAAUAGGUCAAACUGUUGGGCAGACUCAGCAAGUUUUGUCUCAGCUGCCGCAGUCACCUCAAGCUGGCACUCAGCUGUCUUCGGGGGGCAGUAUCCAGCAGAUCAUCACCCACGGGGGUGGUCAGCAGAUAGUGUCGCCUGGCGGGCAGCAAAUCGUGCAAGGGGGCCAGAAUGUCUCCUGGCAGCAGCAGCAGUACUUGCAGCAACGCCAACAGAUAGCUCAGCCGGGAGCAGUUGGCCCGCGGGUCUCAUGGUCCGGCGGAGGCCGUCAGCUGAUCCACCUAGAUGCGCAAACCCAUGCGCAACUGCAGCAAAUGGAUCCGCAGCAACGCGCUAUGUUCGUGGCGCAGCUGCAGAAGCGUCGCCAGCUGUCCAUGCAGCGCGCCGCAGCACUGGCGCAGCAACAGCAACCAGGAGUUGUGACCGGUUCGCCGGGCGCGCCGUCGCCGGCGGGGGCUCCGCAGAGCGUCACGUUCAUCCGCAGCCAGCUGCCGCCCGGCCUCACGCAGCAACAACAGGUCCAAUGGCUACAGCAACAGGGCGCUCGCGCGACAACAAUUCCAGCGGCGUCGCCGGCACAGCCCCCGCAGUCACCUGUAGGAGCGGGCCCAGUGGCUAGCCCAGUAGGCGCGGGUGGUACAGCAGGCGGGCCGGUAGACGCUCAGCUGCAGCAGUUACAAAUACAACGCCAGCAGCAGUACCAGCGGUUGCAGCAGCUGCAGGCGCAGCGGGACCACGUGGCGCACCACCACGCCGCCGUCAAGCAGGUGGCCCCAGGCGUGGGAGUGGGUGUGGGCGUGGGCGUGACGCAACACGUCGUGGGCACGGCCAUAGCCGAACCGCAGGUUGACGCGUUAUUAGCGCCGGCCUCGCAGGAUCAGCAACAAGGUGCAGGCGGCGCGCUUCUGGUGAAUCACAAGACGAAGACGGCUCUGGCCAAUAUGCUCAGCAUUCGGCUUCAGGGCGCCGCCCCGCCCGCCGACCAUGAGCCGUCCGCCGCGGGGACCCUCAGGUUGAUGACAGCGGCGCACGCGGCGGGUGGCGCCGUGAGAGCACCUGCAAGGCUGCUCCUCAAUCAUCACCCGCAUCAGGCGGGCGCGGUGGGCGUGGGCGUGGGCGUGGGCGGCGUGGUGGGCGGGGUCGCGGGCGGCGGCAAGGUGUACGCGGGCGCGGUGCGGGCGCCGCCGCCGCGCGCGCAGUUCUACGGACACAACCCCAACCUCAAGCUACCGCCCGACCUGUUCCUGCUGGGCUGCGUGUUUCACAUUGUGGAAUACCAGCAGUCUUGGGGGACGGAGCGCGUGGCUCGCUGGGCAGAAGCAAUAGUGCGGCGCGGUGGAGAGGUGGAAGCGGGAUACUGUGCGCGCGUCACGCACGUGCUGUGCGAGACUCAGAAACAUGGCGUGGUCAUGCAGGCACUGCGAGACGCGAAACGCUGCGUGACCGCAUACUGGCUAUCAGACGCUAUGUUGCGUCGAGGCGUAGCGCCGCCCUGGCAGGCGUUACACUUGCCUAGUAUGUAUGCAGCACGCGACCGCCCUGCGAGGCACCAUCGCUGCGCCAUAUCAGGCUGGAGGGACGAAGAGAGGGACAGAAUUACCUUCUGCGUGGAGCAUAUAGGAGCUAAGCUAACGCCAUACAUGACGCGCGACAACACAGUGCUAAUCUGCAAGCGAGCUGAAGGCAACAAGUACAGACGCGCGCGCGAAUGGGGUAUCCCAGUGGUAACUGCAGCUUGGCUCACGGACUUACUACUGGGCAACAUGAGUGCACUCGCGCAGAUCGAGAACGCCAAAUAUCAGCAAUUCAACCUAGCCAGUCCGUUUAGGAUGGAUUACAGUUUGGUGUCUCAUCUGAUGAACGCGUGGAAAAUGCCCAUAAACAUAACGCAAGAGUCCAACGAGCGCGCCAAACGGAGCGCCGCCGCCGCGCUCACGCAGCGCCGCGCCAAGCGCCCGCGUCUGUCGCCGCCGCGACCGCCCGCGCCCGCGGCCCUUCAACAACCCCCGCUGCAUUUAGCGCCAAGGGUCCUGUUCUCGGCGGUGCCACAUCAUGACCAGAAUAGACUCGCUGCUAUCCGCCGCGCCAAGCGCCCGCGUCUGUCGCCGCCGCGACCGCCCGCGCCCGCGGCGUUACAACAACCGCCGCUGCAUCUAGCGCCAAGGGUUCUGUUCUCGGCGGUGCCACACCACGACCAGAAUAGAUUAGCUGCUAUUGUCAGCAUCUGUUGCAACUACAUAGCGCCCGCGCAUCUCACCACUCUGCUGUAUCUAGCUCCAAGGUUCCUGUUCUCGGCGGUGCCCAGAACAGACUCGCGGCUAUUGUCAGGUAAACCAUCGAUAGAGCUCACGCAGCGCCGCGCCAAGCGCCCGCGUCUGUCGCCGCCGCGACCGCCCGCGCCCGCCGCCUUACAACAACCGCCGCUGCAUUUAGCGCCAAGGGUUCUGUUCUCGGCGGUGCCACACCAUGACCAGAACAGACUAGCUGCUAUUAUAGCGCUCACGCAGCGCCGCGCCAAGCGCCCGCGCCUGUCGCCGCCGCGACCGCCCGCGCCCGCGGCCUUACAACAACCGCCGCUGCAUUUAGCGCCAAGGGUCCUGUUCUCGGCGGUGCCACACCAUGACCAGAACCGACUCGCUGCUAUCAUAGAGCUCACGCAGCGCCGCGCCAAGCGCCCGCGUCUGUCGCCGCCGCGACCGCCCGCGCCCGCGGCGUUACAACAACCGCCGCUGCAUCUAGCGCCAAGGGUUCUGUUCUCGGCGGUGCCACACCACGACCAGAAUAGAUUAGCUGCUAUUGUCAGCAUCUGUUGCAACUACAUAGCGCCCGCGCAUCUCACCACUCUGCUGUAUCUAGCUCCAAGGUUCCUGUUCUCGGCGGUGCCCAGAACAGACUCGCGGCUAUUGUCAGGUAAACCAUCGAUAGAGCUCACGCAGCGCCGCGCCAAGCGCCCGCGUCUGUCGCCGCCGCGACCGCCCGCGCCCGCCGCCUUACAACAACCGCCGCUGCAUUUAGCGCCAAGGGUUCUGUUCUCGGCGGUGCCACACCAUGACCAGAACAGACUAGCUGCUAUUAUAGCGCUCACGCAGCGCCGCGCCAAGCGCCCGCGCCUGUCGCCGCCGCGACCGCCCGCGCCCGCGGCCUUACAACAACCGCCGCUGCAUUUAGCGCCAAGGGUCCUGUUCUCGGCGGUGCCACACCAUGACCAGAACCGACUCGCUGCUAUCACAAAGCUCACGCAGCGCCGCGCCAAGCGCCCGCGUCUGUCCCCGCCGCGACCGCCCGCGCCCGCGGCCUUACAACAACCCCCGCUGCAUCUAGCGCCAAGGGUUCUGUUCUCGGCGGUGCCACACCAUGACCAGAACAGACUAGCUGCUAUUGUCAGGCAACUGGGCGGGCUGGUAGUGACGUCAGCAGCCGAGGCUACACAUCUAGUGAUGGAGCGUCUGGUUCGGACCAGCAAGCUGGUGGCGUGCCUCGUCAGCGUCAAGCACCUGCUGAGCUGCGAGUGGGUGCGCGACAGCCAGAGACAGGGCAAGUUCGCUGACGAGGCGGCGCACGAGCUCAGGGACGAAGCAUUCAACAGCAUGUUCAAAUGCGACAUUGGCGAGGUGCUGUUAUCGGGCGAGCAAAGGAGGAAGCUCUUCGAAGGAAUCACCUUCUUCCUCACCCCUUGUGUGAAGCCCUCAAGAUCCGCGCUCACUGAAAUGAUCGAACUCUGCGGCGGAAAAGUCGAGAAGAACCGACGCUCCUACGUCUCUAUCCAGGAAAUGCACACGCAAAAACCCUUCAGCUAUCUAGUGCUGACUGUGCCCAACGAUUUACACCUAGUUUAUUACCUACUGCAGUCUGAAAAAACCCUAAACGUGGUCUGCAGUACCGAGGUGGUGCUAUCCGCGAUAAUGCGGCAAAAGUUAGAAGUAGAGGAAUUCCUCGUGAAAAUAGAUUAAACGUGAUCUUGUUAUGUAUUUCCAUGAAUUUUAUCAAUUCCAAGAUAUGUUUUGUUCCGACAUUUUAAAGUAUUUUAUGUAUUAAUAAAUUUAGCAUCUAAUGUAUUGUACAUACGUUUGAAAUGAAUUUUGUAACGUCUCGACUUUAGGAUGAUUGUCUAUAUGAUAUGUGUGUAUUGCUUGUAACUUUAUACAGCAAUUUAUUUCUCUGGCUACGGGAAUUCAAUACACAAAGGAUCUCACAUAUCUUCGGCUAUGUCCAUAUUAAAUGAAUUAAAUUAAUGUUAUUAUUGAUAGAAGUAUGCCAUAUAUUUUUUCAUUUUAUUAUUAUUACAGAUUUUAAUGAAUUAAUUCUUUUUGUAGUCGUUGUCUUGACAUUUGAAUUUUAAUUUUGCGGUUAUUAAUGAAGUUGUAAUUUUUUUAUUUUGGAAUCUCUCCGUUUUACUUGUGUUUUUGUAGAACUGUUUAUGAAAUGGAAAUUAAUUUAAAUGAAAUGCAUAUAUUUAUGUUGUGAAGUUAUAAAAUGAAUUCAAUAUUAUUGCUAAAUAUAAGAAGUAACAUUUGGUAUGAAUUUUUACAGUUUUGUACAUAAAACUAGCAGGUAAGACGGUCUGGACCACGGAAAAAAUACGAAAUAUAAAUAUAUGACAUGUUUCUUAAUA
Messenger RNA from Ostrinia nubilalis (European corn borer), 7203 nucleotides. RefSeq lists its product as uncharacterized. NCBI's taxonomy places the organism in Eukaryota, Metazoa, Arthropoda, Insecta, Lepidoptera, Crambidae. Bases 104 to 6541 code for a protein of 2145 amino acids. The transcript is spliced from 26 exons. The record is from RefSeq and is a predicted model, not a curated record.